CUUAGCUUAUAUAGAAAUCAAGUUGAGAACAAGAUGGAGAAGGUUUCUCUUUAUGCUUGUUUAAUACUCAACUUGAGUUUAUUGGUUAUUUUUCCAUAUAGCAAAGCUAGUCAAGCUGAUAAACUCAAUGAGUUUAUUCUGUCUAGAAAAUCUCAGAAUCCUCCCAAGACUCUUUCUUGGGAAGAGGGAGAUGCAUUGAAAACACUUUUUUCUUCGGCUGCUUAUGUUGCACCACCUCAAGAGGAGCUAAGACUAGCUGACAAGAUCGUCACAUUGCCUGGUCAACCCUAUGGAGUGAAUUUUGACCAAUAUUCAGGCUAUGUCACAGUUGAUCCUGAGACUGGAAGAGAACUUUUCUAUUAUUUUGUGGAGUCUCCAUGUAACUCUUCUACUAAACCUUUAGUAUUAUGGCUCAAUGGAGGACCUGGCUGUUCUUCACUUGGGUAUGGAGCCUUUCAGGAGCUCGGACCCUUCAGAGUCAACUCUGAUGGAAAAACACUAUACCGUAACCCAUAUGCUUGGAAUGAAGUGGCGAACGUACUCUUCUUGGAAUCUCCAGCAGGAAUAGGAUUUUCCUACUCAAACACAACAUCUGACUAUGACAAAUCAGGAGAUAAAUCAACUGCCAAGGAUUCCUAUGUCUUCCUUAUCAACUGGCUGGAGAGAUUUCCACAGUACAAAACAAGAGAUUUUUACAUAAGUGGAGAGAGUUAUGCUGGUCAUUAUGUUCCUCAACUUGCAUCCACUAUUCUACACAACAAUAAACUCUAUAAGAACACCAUUAUUAACCUCAAAGGCAUUUCUUUAGGGAAUGCUUGGAUUGAUGAUGCUACAAGUUUAAAGGGGUUAUAUGAUAACUUGUGGACUCAUGCUUUGAACUCGGAUCAAACUCAUGAGUUGAUUGAGAAGUACUGUGACUUCACUAAACAAAAUUAUUCAGCAAUUUGUACCAAUGCAAUGAAUAUGUCCAUGAUUGAGAAAGGAAAGAUAGACUCCUUUAACAUCUAUGCUCCAUUAUGUCACGACUCUACUCUGAAAAAUGGUUCAACUGGUUAUGUAAGUAAUGAUCUUGACCCUUGUUCUGAUUACUAUGGCACUGCCUAUCUAAAUAGACCAGAGGUCCAAAAGGCUCUUCAUGCAAAACCUACAAAUUGGAGCCAUUGCAGUGAUAGUAUUAAUCUUAAUUGGAAAGACAGUCCAAUUACCAUCCUACCCACCAUCAAGUAUCUCAUCGAUAAUGGCAUUAAAUUAUGGAUAUACAGUGGUGAUACAGAUGCAGUGGGAGUCACAAUUUCAAGAUAUCCAAUCAACACCCUUAAGCUCCCUAUCGACUCUACUUGGCGUCCAUGGUAUUCUGGAAAAGAGAUUGGAGGAUAUGUGGUGGGAUACAAAGGAUUAACAUUUGUUACAGUGAGAGGAGCAGGACAUCUUGUUCCAAGCUGGCAACCUGAACGUGCUUUGACUUUGAUCUCAUCAUUCCUCUAUGGAAUCCUGCCUGCUUCUGUUUCACCAUCAUAUAUACAAAACCAACUUAAGAACAAGAUGAAGAAAAUUUCUCUUUAUGCUUGUUUAUUACUCAACUUGAGUCUCUUGGUUAUUUUUCCUUAUAGCAAAGCUAGUCAAGCUGAUAAACUUGAUGAGCUUUUUCUGUCUAGAAAAUCACAGAAUCCUCCCAAGACUCUUUCUUGGGAAGAGGGAGAAGCAUUGAAAACACUUUCUUCUUCUGCUGCUUAUGUUGCAGCACCUCAAGAGGAGCUAAGACUAGCUGACAAGAUCGUCACAUUGCCUGGUCAACCCGAUGGUGUAGAUUUUGACCAAUACUCUGGUUAUGUGACUGUUGAACCUGAGGCCGGAAGAGCACUUUUUUAUUAUUUUGUGGAGUCUCCAUAUAACUCUUCAACUAAACCAUUAGUAUUGUGGCUCAAUGGAGGACCUGGCUGUUCUUCACUUGGGUAUGGAGCCUUUGAGGAGCUAGGACCCUUCAGAGUCAACUCUGAUGGAAAAACAUUAUACCGUAACCAAUAUGCUUGGAGUGAAGUUGCAAAUAUACUCUUCUUAGAGUCUCCAGCAGGAGUGGGAUUUUCCUACUCAAACACAACUUCUGACUAUAAAAAAGCAGGAGAUAAGUCCACUGCUAAAGAUGCCUAUGUUUUCCUAAUCAACUGGCUGGAGAGAUUUCCACAGUACAAAACCAGAGAUUUUUACAUAACUGGAGAGAGUUAUGCUGGUCAUUAUGUUCCUCAACUUGCAUCCACUAUUCUUCACCACCAUAAACUCUAUAACAAAACCAUCAUUAACCUCAAAGGCAUAUCUAUAGGGAAUGCUUGGAUUGAUGAUGCUACAGGUGACAAGGGGUUAUUUGAUUACUUCUGGACUCAUGCUUUGAACUCAGAUCAAACUCAUGAGUUGAUUGAGAAGUACUGUGACUUCACUAAACAAAAUUAUUCAACAAUUUGUAUCAAUGUAACAGAUUGGGCCUUCAUUGAGAAAGGAAAGAUAGACUUCUAUAACAUCUAUGCGCCAUUGUGUCAUGACUCUUCUCUGAAAAAUGGUUCAACUGGUUAUGUAACUAAUGAUUUUGACCCUUGUUCUGAUAACUAUGGUAUUGCCUAUCUAAAUAGACCAGAGGUUCAAAAGGCUCUUCAUGCAAAACCUACAAAUUGGAGCCAUUGCGGUGAUCUUAUUACUCACUGGAAUGACAGUCCAAUUACCAUCCUACCCACCAUCAAGUAUCUCAUUGAAAGCAACAUUAAAUUAUGGAUAUACAGGCAAGUUCAAUUUCAUUAUUAUGAUGUGUUUUCCUACAGUGGUGAUACAGAUGCAAGGGUUCCAGUCACAACUUCAAGAUAUGCAAUCAACACCCUUAAGCUUCCUAUCAACGCUUCCUGGCGUCCAUGGUAUUCUGGAAAAGAGAUUGGAGGAUAUGUGGUGGGAUACAAAGGAUUGACAUUUGUGACAGUAAGAGGAGCAGGACAUCUUGUUCCAAGCUGGCAGCCAGAAAGGGCAUUGACAAUGAUAUCAUCAUUCCUCUAUGGAAGUCUGCUUCCUACUUCACCAUCAAAAUAAUGGGUUCUAACUUCUAAGCAUGCUCCAUGUUUCAAUUUUACUUCCUUGAAAUGCACUAUGCAAAAUCGACAAGUUAGAUUGUAAUAACAAAAUUUAGUUUGAACUUUCAACUACAAUUUUUGUUACAUAUCAACUGAUUAAAAUCUACUAGUGUUUCGUGUCUUGAUUUGUGAUGUCACACUUAUGAUGAACCAAAUUGGCUGAUAAGAAAGCUCAAUUGUUUGCUAUGGUUCCCAUAAGUUACUGCCACCAUAUACUUAUUACAUCUUUAUAUUUCUCAAGGGAAAUUUGUAAGAAAUUUAGUUUUUCCACUUCUCUUAUAUUCUGUUUGGCAAGGCCAACCGAUAACUUAUAGCAUAUAAGCUAGUAUUAUCAAAGUAAAAUUGUUUUGUAACCACCAAUCUAUCUGCGUUUACAUCGUUUCUUCAGUAGUUUAUAUCGUUUUUUCAUAUGUGCAUUUGAGUUUAUUUAUAACUAGAUUAUAACUACCACUG
Molecule: messenger RNA, 3560 nt
Organism: Medicago truncatula (barrel medic)
Lineage: Eukaryota; Viridiplantae; Streptophyta; Magnoliopsida; Fabales; Fabaceae
Gene: SCP1
Product: Serine carboxypeptidase 1
Exons: 14
Coding region: 34-3066 (1010 amino acids)
Biological process (GO): proteolysis
Cellular component (GO): vacuole
Molecular function (GO): serine-type carboxypeptidase activity
Source: RefSeq, a predicted model, not a curated record